Molecule: messenger RNA, 3759 nt
Organism: Acipenser ruthenus (sterlet)
Lineage: Eukaryota; Metazoa; Chordata; Actinopteri; Acipenseriformes; Acipenseridae
Product: exonuclease 3'-5' domain-containing protein 2
Exons: 9
Coding region: 520-2415 (631 amino acids)
Biological process (GO): nucleobase-containing compound metabolic process
Cellular component (GO): cytoplasm; nucleus
Molecular function (GO): nucleic acid binding; 3'-5' exonuclease activity
Source: RefSeq, a predicted model, not a curated record
UACUGUGCCUUUAAAAUGAUGACGCGCUCAAGUCGCUGUUCAGAGAAACCGGAAGUUUGGUUACCAGCGUUGUCCAGAGUUUUUGAAGAUACACAGUGUUGGUGGAAAGACAGGAAGAUGUGCGCGCAUAACACUUCAGGAUGGGGUUUGCUUUCAUUUAAAGAUGGUCUUGUCCGUCUGCCGAUGUGAUCAGAAAUUUGGGGUUGCCGGUGCUGAGGUUCUGGAUUUUGUAUGGCUUUUUACCUUUAGGCCGGACUGACUUAGCUUGCCAAUUUCCAUAUGUAUAGGUUCAUUAUGAUGUGCCAUAUCUAAUCCAGACUGUAACGUUGUACUCAGGUAUUGGUGCUUUUUAUUGUAAUUUCCAAGGAUCACAGUAAGUUCAUCUUGAGUCCUAAAGGUCAAGUGCUUUUUGUGUCGGACGCACCACCAAUGUUUUUUUUAUUUAACUUACGGCUGCUUUGAGGUGCCCUUCCUUUAAUUUAUUUCUAUAUCUAACUCAGUAAUAGCGCACCACUGGUCAUGUCCAGACAAACAGUAAUAAGUACAGCUGUUCUCACCCUGCUGGGCACCACUUUGGGCGGCCUGGUAAUAUGGAAAGCUGUGAAAAGCUGGAGACAGAAAAUCUCCAACAGCAACCAGAAUGGAGAGCUGGGAAAAGUGAGGAAGAGGGAGCAGCAGCAGGAGCAGGAGGAGUUGGAGGGUGUGGUGGUGAGCGAGCAUUCUCAUUGGCCCUCGCUUCCCCUGGCUGAGCAGCUGCUGAAGGUGGAACCAGCCCUGGUGUCCUGCGCAGACGACUGGGAGGAGGUGUGGCCGGCUGUGCAGAGGGAGCUGGGAGUCUACCCAGUACUGGGCAUCGACUGCGAAUGGGUGUCGGUGAAAGGGAAAGCAGGCCCAGUGGCUCUCCUACAAAUGUCCACAUUUAGUGGUCUCUGUGUUGCCAUUCGUCUGCUGAAAUUCCGAGGGGAUGGGCAGACCGUCCCUCGCAGCCUGCUGGACAUCCUGCAGGAUGACUCCAUUCUGAAAGCUGGAGUUGGCUGUUACGAAGAUGCCUGCAGGCUGAUGCGAGACUAUGGGAUCACAGUAAACUGCACUGUGGAUCUGCGGUACCUGGCCAUGAGGCAGAGACGGACCCUCGUCCAUAAUGGCCUGAGCCUGAAGUCAUUGGCGCAAGACAUCCUGAACCUCUCUCUUGACAAGUCCAUGCAGCUGAGAUGUAGCAACUGGGAAGCUGAGGAACUUUCCCAGGAGCAGGUAACAUAUGCAGGCAGAGAUGCCCAGGUAUCUGUUGCUUUAUUUUUUCACCUGCUGGGACUUGUUUCCAUGACAACUCCAGAAGGCACAGCCCCGGACCGUGUCUGCAAACAGCUGCUGGCCAAGUGUCAGGGGCUGGUGGAUGUGCCAUUCAAAGGGAGAGGAGGAGGAGGAGGAGGAGGAGGAGGAGGAGGGGAGGAGGAGGAGGAGGGGGGCGCAUUGGUCAGUGGAGACAAGAAACUUCGGAACAGGAGGACAGGGUCGGACAGCAAAGCCACUGUGGACGGGCAGGAGGUGGACCCGCGCAAACACAAGCGCAAGCCUCUGGGAGUUGGUUAUUCAGCCAGGAAGUCUCCGCUGUACGAUAACUGCUUUCUGCACGCCCCGGAUGGGCAGCCCCUGUGUACCUGUGACAAGAAGAAGGCCAAGUGGUACCUGGAUAAGGGAAUAGGAGAGUUACAGAGCGAGGAUCCGUUCAUUGUAAAGCUGAAGUUUGAGCCAUCAGGCAGACCAGAGUCCCAGCAGGAUUAUUACCUCACUGCCAAGGAGAACAUCUGUGUGGUGUGUGGAAGGACUGAAUCUUACAUCAGAAAAAACGUUGUCCCUCACGAAUACCGACGGCACUUCCCGAUCCAGAUGAAGGACCACAAUUCCCACGAUGUGCUGCUCCUGUGCACUUCCUGCCACGCAGCCUCCAAUUACCACGACAACCUGCUGAAGCAGCAGCUGUCGGAGGAGCACAACGCCCCCCUGGGGUGCGAGGAGGGAGUGCGGCCGCUUGAGGACCCUGACCGGCGGCAGGUUCGCUCUGGGGCGCGAGCCCUGCUCAAAGCGGACAGCCUGCCAGAGAGCCGCAGGGAGGAGCUGCUGGGGACCCUCCGCACAUUCUACAGCCUGGACGAGGUCACGCCAGCCUUGCUGCAGGAGGCAGCCGGGCUGGAGACCAGGAUCUUCAAUGAGAGCUACAUCCCUCACGGUCUGAAGGUGGUCCAAGCCUACACUAAGGGUGGUCUGCGCAGCCUGAUGGAACUGGAGAAACGCUGGCGGCAGCACUUCCUGACCUCCAUGCAGCCACGCCACAUCCCCCCGCUGUGGUCCGUCGAGCACAACCACAGCAAACUGCUGCGCAAAUACGGGGAGGAUCUCGAGAUCCAGCUCACCUGAGACUCGCAAGCACAGCCACAGACUGGGAGGAGGUUUCAGCCAGAGCGGGCGCAUCCACAUGAACAUUGCUGCUUUUUGCUUCCCUGGCCUAUUUUUUUUUUUUUUUUUAAUGCGUUUAGUCAUUCGACAGUUUAAAAAAAAAAAAAAAAAAAAAAAAAAAAAAGAUUCCACCAAAUUUUUAGAACUCUUAGUAUACUCUUUUAUUUAUUGCUUUACAAUGUCCUAAAACAAACCCAAAAUCUAGAUAGGGUAUAUCAUGUAGUAUAUGCAUAGAUUUGUAGAUGAGUGUUUCAUACUGUACUGCCGUUAGUAUGGCAGCUGUUUGGAUUACAUGUUGUACAUACAGCAAACAUGCGGAAGUAGAUUUAAGAGUGCCAUUGAAUGAAGAGAUGACGUGGAAAUAGCAGGACAGGCGUUGUUGGAUACACUCAUUUUCAGUUGGUGGUCCUUCACUGUGGAAUGGCCCUACGCAUUUUGUUGUGUUUUUGGUGCUGAGUUUGGCACUUUAGGAAAAGGGAAGGGUUGUAGUUGUUGAUGGCUGAAGGCCUCCUGGGUCCAAGGUUUAGCUUAUUGGUAGUAAGACUUGCUGAAUCGUAGGUGCUCGUUUUUGACCCCAUGAAAUCUCGACUGCUCCUUCUGGAAUCUCUGGUUGGUGACUCGAAGGUUGAUAACUGACCAAGUAGUAGCCCAGGCCAUUGCCUUUCAGGCUUCCCCCCAUGACUGUUCACGUACCCUUCCUGCUGCCUUUACUGGGGCAGUUUAUCUGCAAAAACGUUUCCCAGUUUUGCAGUGUGUUAAAAGCAUGUAGAGUUGCUUGUAGCAGCAAAGACCACAAGACUGACUUCCCUUGUGACUCCAGACAGAGAGGAAUGACUGGGCUUUGCCCUCGUUCGAUACGGCUCUGUCUGGCUUGAAUAAGAUCUGAACUGUUUUUUCAACCAUAAUCUGCAAAGAAACCUUUCAUUUCAACUCUUGUAAAAUAAAUCCCCCAAAAACAUUUUAUACAGCUAGAAAUGGCUUACUGUUCUUUGCCUGACAAUUUUUAAAAGUGGUGCCAACUUUCUUUUUAUUUAGUUUAAUUUGAGAGUGAAAUUCUGGACCCAAUUUUAAACUACCAUUAGUGUAGCCUAAACCUGUAAUGGGGAAAAAAAUAAAAUAAAAUUUAAAAAAAAUAAUUGAAGAUUAAGAUGACAAACAUCCCUAAUGUUUGUUUUUUUUAAGAAACCUGCUGCUUUCCUUUCCUUUUAUGUGUUAAAAUGAACAUGAAAGCUGCUUUGUUUCCUUAAUUGUAAAAAACAAAAACAAAAAACAAUGUUCAAUAAAAAUAUUAAAGCUUAACUUUAA